UGAAUGGUGGAGCGACGCCCUAUCCCCAGGGCCUGUAAUGUUACGCUGGGCAAAGCAAAACCCAUCCUGCUCCAUUUCUCCUAGAUUGGAUUCAGCAUGGCUGCAGAGGAGGCAGUCGCAAGGCUUCAAGAAGAGCUUUCUUGCUCCAUCUGCUUGGAGUGCUUCAAGGACCCGGUGUCAAUCCACUGUGGGCACAAUUUCUGCCGAGUCUGCAUCACUAGCUACUGGGAGAGCGGGAAGAAGAAAAUGUUCUCGUGCCCACGCUGCCGAGAAAUCAGCCAGAAAAGAAUCCUGAAGCCCAACCUGGAGCUGAAGAACAUUGCAGAAAUUGCCCCCAAGCUGCAGGUAGUCAAAGAAGCAGGGGAGAUGACCUGCAAGAGGCACCAGGAGCCUCUAAAACUCUUCUGUAAGGAAGACCAGAAGCUCAUUUGUGUCGUGUGUGACAAAUCUAAAGAGCAUCAGAACCACAUUGUGCUUCCCCUGGAGGAGGCUACUCAGGAUUACCAGAAACAAAUCCAGAAACAGUUAAAAUCUUUGAAGCAAGAUAAAGACCAGCUCUUGAUUUUUAAGGCAAUUGGCAUUGGAAAGAACAAGGAAUCUCUGAGUAAGAUCAAAUCAGAAAUGCAGAAAGCGGAGUCUAUCUUUGAGCAGGCACAUGAGCUUCUCAGUAAGCAAAAACAAAUCCUGUUGGCCCAGUGGGAAUCACUAAAGACAGCAGCAGAGAAAGAGCAACAGGAACACACCAACAAGCUCUCAGAAAACAUUUCCUGCUUGGACAGCCUCAUCACAGAGGUGGAAGAAAGAUGUCGGAGGCCAACCACUGAGUUUUUACAAGAUAUAAAAAGCACAUUGGUAAGGCUCAAGAAAAGAAAGUUCCAGGAUUUGAUAGAAACUUCUUCUGAACUGGAAGAAAGCCUCAACUCUUUGAUUAGAAAAAAUGUUGUUGUCAAGGACACUUUGCGGAAAAUAAAAGACACUCUGCCAUCGGAAGUUGAGAAAGGUCAACAGAAAUCUCCAGCAGCUCUUGAAACAGCAAAAGAUGUUCUGUCAUUUGGUGUGGCAACAGAAGAGGCUAGUUCACCAGCCAUGAAAAGAAAAAUGGUGUGGCAGGUGAGAAAUAUGAAUGCACGGCGAUACCAGACGGUGGCAGCAUGCUCUACUGGUUCCUCAGAUGUCAGCUUGGGCAGCAGGAUAUUUUUCCCAGCACCUUCAGAGCCUGAUAAAAUGGCUUCAGUGAGAGAUGGUAAGCCCACAGGAAAGCAGCAACAACCAAACAGCAUAAAGAAAAGUCUUUUCCUCAGUGUCCGCUAUCAUAAGGAAGAAGAACACACAGAACUUGAUGGAGACAAUAUUCUGCUUUGUGCCAACAGCAAAAGUGAAAUGAGAAUGUCUGAGAGCACUGCUUUUUACAACUUCAGUCCCCAUUUGCUAGCUGGAAGCGGAAUGCUUAGCGCAACUUUCACUUCUGCGGGGAGGGUGUUUGUGGAGAGCUGUGGCUGGCGGCUCUGCAGAAAGUUAAAAGGGUUUUGUGCCGCUAGCCUGGAGGAUUGUAGAAGCCUGCUGUCCGCAAGCAGGGGGUGCCCAGGUUGUGUUGCUCGGAAUAUGGGGGAGACGAAGGAAAACCUGUCCCGUCUCCAGUGGGGGACAGAGAGGAGGUGGAGGAGAAGGAGCAGCAGCAGCGGGGCAACUACUGCGAAGAAAAGGACACCGCUGAUGAGACGGCUGAGCCUUCAGCUCCCUGGGUCGAGGGUGAGGAUGAUGUGUGAGAAACACCAAGAACCUCUAAAAGUCUUCUGCAAGGAAGACCGCGCCCUCCUCUGCCUGGUCUGUGACAAAUCCAGGCAGCAUAGAACUCACACGGUUCUUCCCUUGGAAGAGGCAGCGCAGGAAUACAAGAAUGAAAUCCAUGUGUGCCUACAGACUCUGAAAACUGAAAGACAGGCUGCCCAAAACUGUAAAGCGAAGCUACAGAAAUGUUCUGCAAAGUAUUUGGAAGAGAUAAAGAUUGAAAGACAGAAAAUUUUAAGGGAGUUCCAGAAGCUCCACCAGUUUCUUGUGAAGCAGGAGAGCCUUCUCCUUGCUCAGCUGGGAGAACUAGAGAAGGAGGUGGAGAAGGCACAGAAGGAAAACGAUGCCAAACUCUGCUACACUGUCUCCCGUCUUGGUGACUUUAUUGGAGAUUUAGAGGAGGGUUGCCAACAGUCGGCCAGUGAAUUUCUGCAGGAUAUAAACAAAUCCUUAAGCCGGUGUGAAAAAGGGAACUGCUUUCAGCCCCUGGUGAAGUUUCCUAACCUGGAGAAGCUCAACACAAUCUCCCAGAAAAAUAUUGCUCUAAUGGAAAGCAUACAGAAAUUCAAAGAAACACUGGCUACUGAACUGAAGAAAGAAAGAAUACCAUGCCUAACUACUGUGUGGAGUGGAAGAGCAGAUCAGCCACAAAUCCUUUGGCCGUUGAUGUUUAGAGAUGUACAGGGAACCAGCACAAAAGAGAAUGUGACUCUGGAUCCAUGGACAGCCAACCCGAAACUCAUCAUCUCCCGGGAUCGAAAGACAGUGAGGCAUGGAAAACAAUUGCAGGCCCUGCCUGACAGCCCAGAGAGAUUUGACUCCGAGCCUUUUGUGUUGGGCCGUGAGGGAUUCACUUCAGGGAAACACUGCUGGGUGGUCAGCGUGGAGGCAGGGCAGAGCUGGGCAGUUGGCAUUGCCAGAGCAUCAGUAAAGAGGAAAGGUUACAUCAGCCUCAGCCCUGAGCAAGGCAUCUGGGCUGUGGAGCAGUGCUGGGGACAGUUCCAAGCACUGACCUCCCACUGGACUCCCUUGUACCUGUGCAGGAAACCCAGGAGGAUCCAGGUGUCUCUAAACUAUGAGAGAGGUCAGGUGGUAUUUUCUGAUGCUGAUCUGGACAUCCCAGUCUUUGCUUUCCCUCCAGUCUCCUUCAGGCAAGAGAAAAUCUACCCUUGGCUCUGGGUGGGGCCAGGAUCUCAGCUUUGCUUGUGACUCAAAAGGCUGCUUCUACAUAAAUGAUGUGGGGGUGAUUCCUUUGUUCUUCACCACUGUGACAGAAGAACACACAUUUUUCUUUUUUCUCAGCCAAAAUAUCUAGAGCCUAAUCUCUGUUGCAAACUGCAGGGUGAUGGACUACUCAAAACCAGACUUUGUAGAAGCAGUUCCCUGAGACAACACGUUUGUACUAAAUAAUUUGAACCAAUUUCCUGUAACUCCCUCCUCUUUGUUUUGUGUUAUUUUCAGUAAUGCCCCCGGAAAUCUCAGAAGCUGCACCUCAAGUAAUUUGCUUCAACUGAGUAAGCUUCUGCUGUACAUAACUGCUUUUGAGUUGCACAAGGUAAAACUCUCUCUCUCAAAAAAAGGAAAAGUGGAUUUUGUUUGUUUACGAAGUCAAAAGCAGUGUAAUGUAAUAAAGUUGUCUUUGGUUUGCAG
Heteronotia binoei (common prickly gecko) is the source of this 3438-nucleotide messenger RNA. RefSeq lists its product as uncharacterized. Bases 97 to 2997 code for a protein of 966 amino acids. Gene Ontology annotation, molecular function: protein binding; zinc ion binding. Lineage: Eukaryota; Metazoa; Chordata; Lepidosauria; Squamata; Gekkonidae. The transcript has 16 exons. The record is from RefSeq and is a predicted model, not a curated record.